Dicrocoelium dendriticum is the source of this 1689-nucleotide messenger RNA. The record is from the annotation of a GenBank genome assembly. NCBI's taxonomy places the organism in Eukaryota, Metazoa, Platyhelminthes, Trematoda, Plagiorchiida, Dicrocoeliidae.
CUGUGUCCAGUUUUCCUUAUGAGUUGGAUCAAGUAGACAUUAACUUCAAUUCUGUGGUUAAACUUCUCCUUGAUUUAGAUCCGCAUUCUUCACCCGGCCCGGAUGGCUUGCACCCCCUGUUCCUUAGGAUUGUGGCGCAAUACAUCGCCCCUCCUAUCUGUCAGGUUUUCCGUCUUUCUUUUGAAGCUGGGCGUCUCCCGUCGGCUUGGAAAGUGGGCAUUGUAAAACCCAUUUACAAAGGAGGGAACAGGCAAGAUCCAGCCAACUAUCGUCCUAUCUGCUUAACGUCGAUAUUAUGUAAAGUUAUGGAGCGGAUCUUGAAGCAGACUCUUCAUCUCUACCUCGAGGAACUGAAUCUCUUCUCUUGUGCACAGCAUGGUUUUCGAAGGGCACGCUCAUGUACCUCGAACUUACUAGUUGCUAAGGAGAAAUGGGCGAAAUCGCUAGAUUCCGGCAAACGCUUGGAUGUUGUGUUUGUGGAUUUCAGCAAAGCUUUCGACAGGGUCCCGCACGAACGACUUUUGUUUAAACUCCGAGGAAUCGGUAUUGCCGGGAAUCUUCUCUCCUGGAUCUCUGAUUUCCUUCGCGACCGUACGAUGCAGGUGCAAGUAAACGAUACAUUUUCCGCCCCUGUUCUCAUGACUAGUGGAGUCCCACAAGGUUCGGUCCUCGGCCCUGUGCUUUUCAACAUCUUCAUCAAUGACUUACCGUCAACACUCCAGGCGGAUUGCCUAAUCUACGCCGACGACUUGAAGCUGUGGAUGGAGGUAUCCAGUAUGGAAGAUGCUGACAGGUUGCAAUCGACACUUGACCUGCUACAUGAUUGGUCAAUUAAGUGGCAGUUGCCAAUGAAUCAUGAGAAGUGUUCAGUUCUCCCAGUUGGUGCGUCUGUCCCAUUUGGAAUCUACCAUAUUGGUGGUUCCUUGCUCAGAAACGCCACUCAGGAGAGGGAUUUGGGAGUUGUACUUUCGUCUGACCUCAAAUCUAAUGAAGAUACCAAGAAAAAGGUCGCUGCGGCCUACAGGAUGUUUCACUCUAUACGCAGAGCUUUCUCUCGCCUGACCCCGGGGAUCUUCCGACUCCUGUUUACUUCACAUGUACGCCCGCUUCUGGAAUACGGGCUACCUGCCGCCUACCCUCUUACGAAAUUCGAAUGUGAUAUGAUUGAAAAGGUUCAACGGCGUGGAUCCAAAUCUGUUGCUGAGCUGCGGGACCUGUCCUAUUCUCUCCGACUCAAACAACUGAACCUCUUUUCCCUGGAUUACCGUCGUCAUCGCGGAGAUUUGAUCUUCACCCGACGUAUUCUUAGAGGAGAGUUGGGGAGGGAAUUACAGGAAUUCUUUCAUCUCAACACAGAGAGUUCAACAAGGGGCCACAGUUUGAAACUGUUCAAACCGAGAAGUGAUCGAGUGCGAUCCAGCCUGGCUUUAUCCACUCGCGUUGUGAAUGACUGGAACCGCCUUCCGGAGUCCAUCGUCGUUGCCGAGACCGAGGAACGUUUCAAGCAUUUAUUGGACUCUCACUUUAGUUUACGGGGAUCCAGCUGUUUCCAAUGCAGCUUCAGCGCUUCUCUGUGGGACCUUGUUCCGCAAUGACGCAGGCUAUCUCCGAAACGAUCGGGAAGUGACGGAGCUGACAAAGGAACUUCCUUCUGCUCUCUAUUAUCCAAUGAUCCAAUGAUCCAAUGAC